ACCCUACCUAUUUUGCUCCCAUUUUGCUCUGUUCUGGACGCUUCGCUCUCCCCCCCUCCCUUCGGCUUCCGCCAUUCCCGCUAUCGCGGAGCGCAGGGUGAGCUUCUCGUCUUCUGCGGCAGUAUCGGAACGCUGGUGGAUGGCGAAGGUGGAUUCGGUGGCGCCGGUGCCGAGCCCGACGUUCAUGGACGCCGCUCCCCUGACCUUGCCGCCGCCGCUGGUGGUGGAGGAGCUCGUGCUGCGCCGCAGUGCUCGUUGCCUCAAUAGGCCAACCCGUCCCAGCUACGCGGACCAGGAGCCUCCUAAAAAGCCCGGUGGCCGGGGCCGGGGCAAGCGGAAGAGGGAUGAGGAGAAGCCGGAGCUGGCGGCGGCGCAGCAGGGUGCCAAGAGCCCGGGCAGGAAGUACUCCAAGGUGGAGGCGGGUGAGAGGAAGCCGAUGCCCGUGAUUGCGGCGGUGCCGGUCUCUUGCGCUGGCGUUGCUACGGAAGACGAUGCGAUGGGAACCGGGAAGAGCGCCAAGCUGAGGGUGAAAGAGACAUUGAGGGCGUUCAACAGCCACUACCUCCACUUUGUGCAGGAGGAGCAGAAGAGAGCACAGGCUGCGCUACAAGAGAUUGAGGCUAAGACUAAGAGUGGCCUCAAACGUCAGACCAAAGGGGGUAAAAAGAAGAGCAGUAAGCAACAAGCUGAAGCUGAGGAGAAAGAGAAACGCCCGUCAAAGCGGCCUGAUCUGAAGGCAAUCACCAAGAUGCAAGAAAUGAAUGCCGUGCUUUAUCCAGAGAAGAGGAUUGGGCAUUUACCAGGGAUUGAUGUUGGUGAUCGAUUUUAUUCUCGUGCUGAAAUGGUAGUGUUGGGCAUCCACAGCCAUUGGCUCAAUGGAAUUGACUACAUGGGGAUGAAAUACCAAGGAAAGAAGGAGUAUGAGAAGUUAACUUUUCCACUAGCCACCUGUAUUGUAAUGUCGGGGAUAUAUGAAGAUGAUCUAGACAAGGCCGAUGAAAUUAUUUAUACGGGUCAAGGAGGAAACGAUUUACUUGGUAACCAUCGCCAAAUUGGCUCUCAGCAAUUGACACGUGGCAAUUUAGCAUUGAAGAAUAGCAGGUACAAUGGUAAUCCUGUCCGAGUUAUUCGAGGCCAUUUAUCAAAGAAUAGCUAUACAGGAAAGAUCUACACCUACGAUGGACUUUACAAGGUUGUACAUGACUGGGUGCAGACUGGAGUGCAAGGCCAUGUUGUUUUCAAAUAUAAAUUGAAGCGGCUUGAGGGUCAGCCAUCAUUGACUACUUCUGAGGUGCGAUUUACUCGUGCAGAAGCUCCCACAACUAUUUCUGAAUUACCUGGACUGGUUUGUGACGACAUCUCUGGAGGGCAAGAAAAUAUUCCAAUUCCUGCUACUAACUUGGUUGAUGAUCCGCCUGUUCCUCCAUCUGGUUUCACAUACUUGAAGUCUCUAAAAAUUCCAAAGGACAUCAAGAUUCCAUCUAGUAUUAUUGGCUGUGAUUGUGAAGGAGAUUGUGCUACCAACAAAAAUUGUUCAUGUGCUCAGCGCAAUGGUUCUGAUCUGCCUUAUGUAUCACAUAAGAACAUUGGCAGGUUGGUGGAGCCCAAAGCAGUUGUAUUUGAAUGUGGGGCUAACUGCAGUUGCAACCAUGAUUGUGUAAACAGAACAUCUCAACAGGGUUUGCAGUAUCGGUUAGAGGUAUUUAAGACAGCUUCAAAAGGUUGGGGAGUUAGGACUUGGGACACUAUCCUCCCUGGGGCUCCCAUCUGCGAGUACACAGGGGUGUUGAGGAGGACUGAAGAUUUGGAUGGUUCGCAAAACAACUAUUGUUUUGACAUCGACUGUCUUCAAACCAUGAAGGGUUUGGAUGGAAGGGAGAAAAGAGCUGGAUCUGAAAUGCACCUGCCUAAUCUUCAUCCUGAGGAUGAUUCAGAUGCACCACCUGCACCUGAGUACUGCAUAGACGCUAGUUCUAUUGGCAAUUUUGCCAGAUUUAUAAAUCACAGCUGCCAACCUAACCUUUUCGUCCAGUGCGUCUUGAGCUCACACAAUGAUGUUAAACUGGCAAAAGUGACGCUUUUUGCUGCUGACACUAUACUUCCUCUUCAGGAGCUAUCCUAUGACUAUGGUUAUCGCUUGGACAGUGUUGUUGGGCCUGAUGGAAAAAUUGUGAAGCUGCCUUGCCACUGUGGUGCUCCUGAUUGCCGGAAGCGCCUCUACUAGACCCUGCAGUGUGUUCUGUUUGGAUUUUGGAGGAAACAACUUAUAUUGUAGGGAAGCAGUCAUGGUAUCUAUGUAGUUGACAUGCUCUGAUAUUUAGCAAAAGAGGAGCAGCUUAUGAUAUCUCCUUUUAGAGCAUUCUUAAUUUGUGAGAGUUAGAGGACAUGCUGGUCAUGGUAGCGCAUAUUUUGCAGACAACCAAUUAACUGAUAUCUAUGGACAUCAGGUCUUGGAACGCUUAA
This is a messenger RNA of Sorghum bicolor (sorghum), 2463 nucleotides long. Its product is annotated as histone-lysine N-methyltransferase, H3 lysine-9 specific SUVH4. The record is from RefSeq and is a predicted model, not a curated record. NCBI's taxonomy places the organism in Eukaryota, Viridiplantae, Streptophyta, Magnoliopsida, Poales, Poaceae. The coding region runs from base 140 to 2224 and encodes 694 amino acids. The transcript is spliced from 16 exons. Gene Ontology annotation, cellular component: nucleus. Gene Ontology annotation, molecular function: protein binding; histone methyltransferase activity; zinc ion binding.